UUGUAUCUGAGGUUUCAAAUAACUAAUAUUAGAGUGGUUGGCCGGACCUAGGGGUGGAAUGACUAGGUAGGACUUAGGGUUGUUUUGCAAAGGGGAUAAAAAUGCCGGACGCGGAUGGAAUCGAGCGGGGCCCGGCCGCUACGCCGACAGACUUUGUCAAGGCCCUUGAAAAAGGGGAAUUGGCACGACUUCAGGUGCCGAAAAUCGACAUCUUUCAUUUUAAAGGGGACAGAGUAUCUGAGUGGCUGGAGCUACUGGAACAAGUUACCGCCGAGGUACCCGAAGAAGACAAGUUCAAGUUUCUACCUCGAUACAUCUGGUGGGAAACCCGGCCCGAGGUAAUGAAGGUGGCUGCUGGAGCAGGAGGAGGCUGGGCUAAGUUCAAGGCAGAAAUGCAGAGGCGGUUCAAGUUAGGGGAUGGCUUGUUAACGAAGAUAGACUUGGAGAUGUUACAACGAGACGAGUUCUCCACAGUGGGGGCCUUUGCCACGGCAUUUGAGAAAAUGGCAAAGAAAGUCCCAGGGUUGGCAGAAGAAGAACAGAAGAAGAACAAUGUGUCACUUUCCUCGGGCACUUCAAGAAUUGGGAAGCCUCGUAGACAUCUUUUCUUUCAGAUGAGGCAGGCUAGGAAGAAGAGGAAGGCUUUGGAUGCCACGACAAGUGACGGGAGAGACUUUAAGAGAAUGAUAGAGGAUGCUGUUGGCCAACUCGAUGCGGAAAAAGAGGGAAAGGCAGCAAGAAAGGCUAUGGCGGCAUCGCAGACUCAGGGAAAAGCAAAGAAGGCGGUGGUGCAAGAGGAGGAAGAAGAGGAAAAGGAGGAGCCUGAGCCUCAAAAGCUAACAAAGGCACAGAGGAAGGCCAAAAAUCUGGCCCAAGGCGGACAAGGCUCAGGAAGAGGACAGACCCCGCAAGCAACAGCACUGCCCCCUCCGGAGUCGCAUGGUCAGGCCACGCCAGCACCCUAUGGACCGUGGCCGGGUUAUGGACCUCCAAGUCCUUGGCCUGGGCAUUGUUCAUACGUACCAUGGCCAAUGAGUGAACCACAUGGAUCAUGCGCGGGAGCGCCGCUGAGCGCGGCUUCCUGCGGGUGUCCAGGACCCCAAACUCAACAAGUAAGCCACUCGAGCCCCCAGCCAAGCCAACCUCAACAACCGACACCACAGGGGUCGCAGGGAAAUCAAGGCGGCGGACGUCGACAGAACCAGGGAUGGGGCCGAGGGCAAGGAAAUGGCGGCCGCGGGGGAAAUGGAAGAGGAAAUGGGGGUGGCAAUUCCAGUGGAAGAGGAAAUGGGGGUGGCAAUUCCAGUGGAGGAGGAAAUGGGGAUUGGGAUGCGUCAAGGAAUCAGAGUAGUCAGGACGGCGGGCGAGGUUUUGGUAGAGGACGGAUAGACUGGAGGAAUGCCAUUUGCUGGCAUUGUGGGCAGAAGGGUCACACCAUCAAGUUCUGCCAUGUCCGAAGGAACGAUGAAGAUGAAGGGUUGAUUAGUACCAACUACGACGCUGACAUGUAUGAUAAGUUUGGAUACUACAUUGACCCAGAGAUCCCUGGUGGGUCGAGAAAGGAGGCCUUGAGACGAGUCGAGGCUGGCGAGCUGCCCGCUCCUCCGGCCAUGUUUCGAAUCUGGCAAGAGGAGGAGGUCCGUCCUAAUAUAAGGGUUGAAGAGAUAGGAGAGAAUGAGGAAGUAGAGCAGAAAAGGAAAACCGGUACGGUCAAGGAAGAACCAAUUGUGGUAGAAUCUGAUGAGGAAAUAGAAAGGGGUUACUGGAAUGAGGCCCGAAGAACGAUGGAAAGAAUGGAGGAUCUAGUGGCAAAGAUGAGAAGGUAUCAAGACAAAUUGACCAACAUGUGUGAAGAGGUCAAGGAGUGGAAAGGUAAAAAGCCACUGGUAUAUCUCUACGAUAUGGGUCCAGCACCACAAGGAGGAUCUGGGAGCCUACCAGGCGUAACAAUUUCGGGACCAACGCCUCGGUCCGGAAUGGCUUACAGGCCACCAUCAAGGUCAGGAGGAGCGCCACAGGCCGUCAGGACAAGGGCCAAGGGGCUGGUAAGCCCAGGUGAGGAUGAGAGAGAUGAGAGGUUAAGGAGAGAAGAGGAUAAGAGGGCCGAGCUAAGAGCAAAAAAGAGGGAUGUUAAGGCAGACACGGACAAAGCUCCAGAGGUGAAGAAAAGGAAGUAUGUUGUCCGGGUAGAAGAAGGCUAUGACGUGGAGGAAAUAAUGGAUAAAAUCCUUGAGGGUCAUAAUCAUCUUAUGAACCUGAAGGAUGUGCUGGCUUCAGCUCCAAGGCUCCGGGACGAGCUCAAAGCUCGAUUAUCCAGGAAGAUGGUAGCCAGCGUGCGAUUGGGGGCCAUAAUCCCCAAGGAAGCGGAAUGGGCAGAGACAGGCACGAAGAUGGAUUGGAAGUCCGUCGCCUGUGGAUGCUUGGACGUAGUAGUAAAAGGAAAAACGUGCACGACAAUGGUGGAUACUGGGACGGAAAUGAACCUCAUAAAAAAGGAGCAUGCUUUGCGCUUGGGGAUGGAGGUUGAUCGCUCCGAUAAUGGAGUUUUAAUAGGAGCAAAUAGUCGGUCUGUGUUCAUAGGGACCGCAUCGAGAGUGGUUUUGGAGAUUGGCAAGGUUAAAGUGAGAAGUUGUUUCUUUGUAAUGCCCGAUCUCGAUCAUCCCAUCCUAUUGGGCCGAUCUUUCAUGAGCCGAACGGAGACCGUCAUACUGAAUAAGCAUGAUGGGACGAUGUUCCUUGUCUUAUGUGACCCGAACAUUGCACCUGAGACCAGAGUGAGAGGGUUCCUCCAGUUCGUGAGGAGGCCUAUCAGAAUGUUCGUCAAGAGCAUUGUGGAAAGAGCGUUGCAUUGGGGAGAUUGCAAACGGUUACUGAGGAGCUACUAUACUCCCACACGCCUGGCAGAGGAGAGAAGGAGUAUGGAGAAAAAUAGGAAGGAGCCAGAGGUCACAGAGAGGAGGACUUUUGAGCUGGGCAUGACCUCAGGCACUCAGAGGGAUGGACAGUGGAGAGAGCACAUGCCCCACGGGCAGGAGAGAGGAGAGGAGCAGCAUGCUGAGAGCGUUCAAGGAAGAGAGGAACAACAUGCUGACUGGACACAGCAGACAGAGAGGCAGGGUGCAGAAAGGACCCAGAGGGGAGGACCAUCAAGUGGAUCAGAUGCGCCCCCUCAGCCUGCUCAGGACUGCCCUAUGGCAGACAAAGGGCCAGAACUACCUCAAGAGCCACAUGGACAGGAGCAGAGUGAGGAACAGGUUGCAAGGGAGAAAGAACAAGACAGAAAGGAGAGAGCGGCAAUAGAGAGAGAGAUCAGAGUCCAAAUCAGACUCAAGAACAUUGCGGAGCUGCACGAGAAGGUUGAGCAGGGAGAGCAGCCUGUGAUACUAGAAGACAGAAAGAGGAAUGACUCACCCACUCACGACGAUGAGACUCCUCUUUUCACGGAGGCUUGGGACAACUUUGAUAAGUUGUUGGAGGCAGCAGGGAGGCCCAGGGAGCAGCAUCAAGAGAUGGGGGUUAAGCUGGUCUCUACAGACUUGCUUAGCCUGAAUGACCUUAUGAAGGAGGGCUUUGCGGUGGCCAAGACUUCUGAUGAAAAGAUGGAGAAGAGGUUGACAAGGGUGGCGCGAGCGUCUCAUGAGCAGAGAAUGGACUGGCAGAAAGAAAUUGGUGAUCUCAAGAAGGAGUUGGAGAGGCAGGACAAGGAGAUGAAAGCCAUGAAGACUGAGAUGGAGAAGGCCUGGGCAGGCAACGUGGCCAUCAGGCAGGUCAACCAGACCCUCAACAAAGUCAACGACACCCUGAGGACCUACUUGCAGGUACAACAGAAUAUCUUUCACGCAAAGGAAGCCAAGUGGGAGAAGAGGAUAGAGGAUCUUGAGGCCAAAUGUGCACAACAGGCGCCUACUGCAGUGGUGGACUGGACCGAGGUCCAGGGGUUUGAAAUCAGGAAGCAGCCUGCAGAGGAGGCCUUGAAGAGUCAGAAGGUGGAAGAGAGGGCAAACGAGCAAAGGGGUGAGGAAAUCCCUCUGCUGGAUAAGAAGAUGUUGGAGCCACAAGAGACACUAGCAGGAAGGGACUUAGAGGCAGGAGAGUUUGAGUGGAGGAUGCCCACCGUCUUGGCACAUGAGCAAGGACCAGUGAGGCCAGGGGUGAGGCCACCAACAGAGGUCAACAUGGAUGAGGCUACACCACCUAUGAUUCAGAGAGAAACUGUGGGGCAGCAGGAGGCUCAGGAGAGUGUGGGACAGGCGAGGGUUGAGGCUGAGGUAGGGGAGGAUCUGGAGGUUUCUCAUAAAACCCCACCACCUCAGGAUAUGCCUCUGGUUGCAGGUCUGGAGGAGGCGCUGGGAUGUUGGGCCACUGGAUCCGGGGCAGAGGAGCGAGUAAGUGAGCAGGUGGCGCAGACAGAUGACAGAGCAGCAUGCCCCAUUCCUCCAGAGCAUCCACAACAGGAGGUCACGAGCGAGGCUACAGCAGUCCCCUCAUUUGUGCCCUCCCAAGGAGCGGACAAGAUGGAGCAGAAGAAGUUUGAAAGAUGUUUCUACUGCAAAAGGGGCAAGCACCCACAGGAGACCUGUCCCAAAAGCCUCAAGGAUGAGGCGAAUGGUUUGUUUUCUUGGGAUCCUUCUGGGGUACGUAGGGAUAAGUAUGGGAACCUGAUCCUAAAGACUCGUGAUGGGAUAUGGGCGCAAUUGUAUAGGCAGCUGCAUGAGGACAUGAGUGAUCAGGGAUAAGAUUCUUUCAUAUGGUCCGGAAAGGUCUAGAUUCUGACAAGUAUAAAGCAUCUCUGACUCACUACUGAUAGAUGAUUGUAUAUAGGAGGACACAUGGAGGAUUGGAUUACGCCCAUGUACAUCAGUUAGUUGAGUCAUUAUUGAGAUGUUUACUUUCGCAUAUUGACUUUCAGACUUAGUUGUAUCUAGGAUGGUAUUGUGUGUGCGACUGAUUUCAUCAUUUUUAUUUUCAUAUUUUUUUAGUGUGGUGUGGCGUGUUCUUAGAUAGUGUUUUUGUGUGAGUUUAUGAUUCUUUCUCGUCCAGAGCGGUAUGAGAUCCUGGUUUCUUUGACUUUUACUUUGAUACUUCAUUCGGAUACUCUGAUUCUUUGUUGAAUACUGUGACACUUGGUACGAUACCCAAACUUUUUGUGUGAUACUUGAAUUCUUUGUACGAUACCUUGACCGUUUCAAUAUGGACGGGAGCCUUUGAUUGUUGCAAGGCCUCAGAUUCUGUGUGCAUAUGCGAAUCUCAGACUUCUUUCUUUUUGUGUGGUGUGUCACACUCACUCUCAGUUCGUGGACUUGCCCAUAUGAAUGAUUGUUAUGACGAAGUAAAUGUUGUAAAAUGCA
Molecule: messenger RNA, 5348 nt
Organism: Chara braunii
Lineage: Eukaryota; Viridiplantae; Streptophyta; Charophyceae; Charales; Characeae
Source: the annotation of a GenBank genome assembly